Messenger RNA from Anarrhichthys ocellatus (wolf-eel), 6195 nucleotides. It is a transcript of the gene tubgcp6, whose product is annotated as tubulin gamma complex component 6. Gene Ontology annotation, molecular function: microtubule minus-end binding; gamma-tubulin binding. Lineage: Eukaryota; Metazoa; Chordata; Actinopteri; Perciformes; Anarhichadidae. The coding region runs from base 365 to 5941 and encodes 1858 amino acids. Gene Ontology annotation, biological process: cytoplasmic microtubule organization; microtubule nucleation; meiotic cell cycle. The record is from RefSeq and is a predicted model, not a curated record. The transcript is spliced from 25 exons. Gene Ontology annotation, cellular component: spindle pole; gamma-tubulin complex; microtubule organizing center.
UAAAUGUUUCGUAUCCUCGCGGUAGAUGAUGGAAGAUGACUGAAGCAUCUAGCUAGCAUCUAGCUAGCGACAACAACAGUACAUCAUAUUAACUGACACUAAUGUGCCGGAACAAGCAACCACUGAAUAAUAAAGACAUUUGGGAGCUGUGAAGGGGACCCACCCACUAGGUUUCGCAUGCUUGCCACACAAGCUAAGCAGGACAGCUAACGUUAGCUAGUUGGGGACUUGCUAAUAACAAACGCUAGCAUGCACUGGAAGGAGUCACUUGGGGUGGAUGCGAGAUUGAAGCUGUCACUCUGAAUCAACGAAAAACAGACCAUCGCGAGAGGAAAUCCAUUUUCGCUGAGGUAACGGUGCCACCAUGUACUCGAGCCCCAACAACCACAUGAAAUCCAGCUGCAACAGCAGCAGCAUCACUGAGCUACUGGGGGCCCUGUGUGACUGCAGCCUGUCAGGGGUGUCCUGGAAGCGUCGUGCCCUGGGGGGAGUCUCAAGAGAAGGUUUCCGCAGAGCCCUCAAGAAGUGUGCCUACGGCUCGCUGCUGUCUAAGCUGUUUCAAGAUGACACCAAAGGGCCUCCCUCAGGAGCGAGUGCCACAGCUAACACACCGCCCAAAAACAAAGUCCUGAUGAUAUGCUUUGACUUGCGGGUGGCGGGGUGCCGAGAGGAGGCAGAGAGGUUGGAGGAGCAGCUGGGGAUGCUGCUGGAGGGAGCAUCCUCUGGCCUGAAGGAGAUAGACGCAGUCCUCGAGCUGUUGGUGCAUCUAGCCGGUUCGGCACCUCCACCCCCAACCUCUUUUAGCAGGGACUACAUGAGACGAGAGAGGCCCGUGCUGCGGAGGCCUCAACCCUGGAGCUACCAGAGCGAGGAGCUGCAGAGGCUGGAGGCCCGGGCGUGGGGUCUAGUGUGCGGGGAGGAAUGGGGGACUUUGGAGAGUUUGUGUGGAACUCAGAGGUUGAUGGGUGCCCCUCCAGGCACAGGGCUGCUGGCUCUGAGAACUAAAUUAGAAGCGGAAGAAAGAUUUGAGAGGGAGACCAGGAUGACGCUGUUCGGAGCACUGCAGCACACUCGCACCUCAGACAUCGACAUAAGACUGGGCCUGCCUCCUGUUCCCAGUAAUAUUGAUGUAACUGGGCUGGCUAUAAGGGUCCCCUCAUCUUUGGAUCAGUCUGACGAUGAGGGCUUCCAGUCCGCUUCCAACAUGACCCCAGACUCUCAGUCAGAGACCAGCCCCAUUCCAGAUGUUGAUAUAUGGGAGGCGCUCCGCACGUUUGAGCCUGGAAGACGCCGCUGCUGGGAGUCUGUUGGCUGCCCACCGGGGAAAAGAGAGUCACUCUAUCUGACAGAGGGAGGCAGGGAGGCCUUUGACCAGCUUUAUCGUCUGUGGGAGGGGGAGAUGAGGGUGGUCAGCACGGCUACACCCUCUCCUCUCCUCCCGCUGCCCCUGGACUCUCAGGCACAGCUGGUAUUUGACCUCCUCAACGUCUUGAUUGGAGUGGCGUCCACGACCUUCCCUCUCAACCAGAGUGUUCAGUUUGACGUGGGACCCGGCGUGUGCGUGUCAGGAGCCUCUCCGGAGAGCGUGUCUCGUCUCUUGGGGGAGCUGGCCCAGCACGGCACCCACUACUUGAGGCUCAGUCGCUUUGCUCUGCAGAGUGCCGACAAAAGAGGCCUCGUCUUUCAGGCUUUUACAGGUGGUCUGCGGAAGUAUCUGCAUUACUACAGGGCUUGUGUUCUCAGCACUCCUCCCACCCUCAGCCUGUUGACCAUUGGCUUCCUCUUCCGCAAAGUGGGCCGCCAACUAAGGUACCUGUCAGAGCUGUGCUGUGUUGAUGGGCCUUUAGGUGCAGGCCAGGCUACCUUCCCUGUGGGUGUUAAAAUGCUGUCCUACCUGUACAACGAAGCACAGAAUAACUGCAGCAACGAGAACUAUCCGGUCCUGCUAUCGCUGCUGAAGAGCAGCUGUGAACCGUAUACACGGUUUGUGUCUGACUGGGUGUAUAGCGGCGUGUUUCGGGACGUUUAUGGAGAAUUCAUGAUCCAGGUCAAUGAGGACUAUCUCUGCUUCAGAGACAAACACUUCUGGGUCCAAGGCUACACUCUGAUCUCAAAGGAUGUGGAGGAGUGUGUGCCCAUCUUCCUGAGACACAUCGGCAAUGACGUGUACGUCUGUGGGAAGACCAUCAACCUCCUCAAGAUCUGCUGCCCGCAGCACUACAUCUGCUGGUCGGAGCUGCCAGUGCCUCGCAUUGCCGUCACCUUCUCCCUCCGGGAGGUGGAGGAGAUCGAGAGGGACUGCGCUGUGUAUCGCGGACGCAUGGAGAGGAUUGCCAAGCACAGCGCCAUCAGCAGGGAGGAGCAAGCCCAGCGAGUGGAGCAGGCACGCCAGGAGCUGAUCAAUCAGUUCAGAGAGUCAGCGGCCAAAUCCCUGGAGAGCAUUCGCGGGCGCCAGGUGUCACUUCGUCUGGCUGACGAGGCCAAGAAGAGGGAGCGUUUUGAAGAAAUGAAACAGCACCUGGAGCAGGAACAAGAGUGUCGCAGCGUAGCCCAGAAGCGGCAGGAGGAGGAUGACUUUGGCUUUGCCAGAGAGCUGAGGGAUCGAGAAAAAAGACUACAAGCCCUGGAGCAGCAACUGGAGCAGAGAGCCAGGAAGGAGCUGAUAGAUCAGUACAGCCGUCUGUCAGAGGAGGCAGCUCGCAGAGAGAGACGGGCCCUGUGGCAGGUGCAGCGUAUGAGACUCGACGAAGCCAGGGCUCAGUUCUUCAUGCAUGACAGGGAGCAGACUCAGUCAAUGCUGAAGAAAUAUCCAUUAGGCCAGGAGAGACCUCCCAUGGAAGUGUCGCCACCUGUUCCCUCAGCUCAACAGACUGCACCACAACCGACACUGGAACCUCCCAGUCAGGAUCAGACUGAACAGCAGCCAGCGGAGACCCAAGAAUGUGAUGCUGUAUCACCACCACCUGACCCAUCUUCGCCCACCUUAACAGUUGACCCUGUUCUCAUCUGUGAGGACAUCAAGGAUUGUCUCCCCAAGUCACCGAAUCCUGCCAGUCAGCAGGUAGACGUCGCACUACAGGAGAUCGGCUCUGACCUACCUGAAGUGUGUCCUACAGCACAACUAGUAGACUACGACUUCAGUGCCCCCUUUAGUCCACUUGAGGGUAUCACCGGCCAAGCCUUGGUCCAGCCACGGCCUUGCUGGGGACCUGCAGUUCAGCCUGACUUGUUCCACAACCAUCCCUCUUUUUCCCACAUCCCCAUUGGAGAGAACAUGUCUCAAUCCCAGGAUGGUCUCUCCAAAGCCAACCCCUUCGGCCAAGCCUCCAAAUCCAGUUUCCCUCUGGGCCAAUUCACCCCAGAGGAGACCCGGGAUACAUUCAACGCAAGCAUUUAUGGACAUCCCUCUCAAGCCACAGUGCAGCUGGAGGAUGGGAGUGGCUCAAAGGCAAAAAACAAGCAGACGGAGGUUGCAUCUAUGCUAGAACCGAUAAUUGGGAAUUUAGAAAGUAUAGUAGAGGGAAAUGAAGACGAGAGUAAAUCUGUUGAGGCUACUAAAGAUGCUGAUGUUUUUGCACCAGAACGAAGUGGCAAGGAUAAUGGUCAUGACCACAGCUCAGAUGUUCAAGAUGAAGCUGGUGAUGAUAUUUCUUUGUCAAACAUUCAUGUCUCCAGUGAUCCCCUAACAGCUGGAGAGCUGGUUUCAGAUGCCGUUGCCCGUCAGCCUUCAUCCAGCCUCCAUGGACAUUCCUCUGAUGCUCACAUAAAUGUCCGACAGCUCGUAUCAGAGGGAACCGCUCCCCUUCCAUCCCCUAACGUCCACGGCCACGCAUCGGAUUCACACAUCAAGAUUGGAGAACAUAUGUCGGAAGUCGAUGCGCCUCUACCUUCCGUCAGUGUUCACGGCCACUCUUCUGAUGCUCACAUUAAAGUCGGGCAAAAUGUCGCAGAGUUCGUCGCUCCUCGUCUUUCUCAAAAUGUCCACGGCCAUGCCUCAGACGCCCACAUCAAAGUCGGUGAGCACGUUUCAGAAGUAGUAGCCUUUCUGCACUCCGCUAAUGUUCAUGGUCACAGUUCAGACGCCCACAUUAAAGUCGGAGAAAACAUCUCAGAUGCUGUUGCCCCUCUGCCCACAGCCAAUGUUCACGGUCACAGUUCAGACGCCCACAUUAAGGUUGGAGAAAACAUCUCGGAUGCUGUUGCAACACUUCCUUCUCCCAGCGUCCACGGUCACUCCUCUGAUGCUAAUAUUAAAGUGGGCGGGUUUGUGUCUAACAUACCUGAAGAAAGACCUCGUUACAGUAAACACGGGCACUCCUCAGACUCCGGGUUGGUUCCUGGAUGUGUAGUUUCAGGAGAUGAACACAAACUGUCUCCUCUACCCGGCAGUGCCCACGGUCAUUCUUCGGACUCAAAUUUAGGCACCGGAUGUCUUGUGACCAAAACGGAACCACUUUCAUCACCGCUACCCGGCAGCGUCUACGGUCACUCCUCUGAUUCGGCGUUAGGGGGGGGUUGUGUGGUGUUUGGGACAGACACACAACCUGCUGCACUACCUGGCAGCACUUAUGGUCACUCAUCAGAUUCUUCACUUGCGGUUGGCUGCGUGGUCAAGGCAGAAGACAAUGAAGAUGUUAAAGGCUCUAAGUCGGGCAGCCCUGGUGAGCAGCGGGUGGAGCUCAUGGGGUCCUGGGCAGCCGGCUGCGGUUUGUCUCCUGGAGCAAAGUCUGAGCAGGAAUACCUCCUGGCUUUGUGUGCUCAGUACGAGGUGGAACAGUACGAGGACUGCUACAACCUAAUGGCUUCGUCCCCCGAGUGUCAGCUGCUGAAGCAGGUGACUGGGGGCCCCUGGGGACUCCCUGUGGACCCCACGCUCCGCAGGGCCACGGAUACCACUGCCGUCCAACUCAGCGAGAUGGUUUCCCUGCCAGUUCUGAUAAAACAGGCCGUCACCACCCCGCUCAUCACACAUGUCUCUUUGGUGAACAAGGCAGUGGUGGACUACUUCUUUGUGGAGUUGGGGGUGGAGAGACACUUUGAGGCGCUACGCCACUUCCUGCUGAUGGAGGACGGCGAGUUCGCACAGUCCCUCAGCGACCUGCUCUUUGAAAAGCUGGGCAUUGGCCAGACCCCCGGCGAGCUGCUGACCCCCCUGGUCCUGAACUCCAUCCUCAGUAAGGCCCUGCAGUACAGCCUACACGGGGACACUCCGUUAGCCGGUAACUUCACCUUCGCCCUGCGCUUCCUCCCAGAGACCUUCCACCCGCACGCCCCCGACUCCCUCAACUGUCUGGAGCUGCGCUACAAGGUGGACUGGCCGCUGAACAUCAUCAUCACGGACAGCUGCAUGAACAAGUACAACCGUCUGUUCUCGUUCCUGCUGCAGCUCAAACACAUGGUGUGGAGCCUUCGGGAAGUCUGGUUCCACCUCAAGAGAACAGCGCUGGUGAAGGGAGCGGGUCGCUCGGUGCAGUUUCAUCAGCUGCAGCUGUACCGACAUGAGAUGCAGCAUUUUGUCAAGGUGAUGCAGGGAUACAUCGCCAACCAGAUCCUGCAAGUGUCCUGGAGCGAGUUCACAGCCAAGCUGGCCUCCGCCAGCGACCUGGACGCCAUCCACCGCAUGCACGCAGACUACCUCAACAGAGCCAUCUUCAGGGGUUUGCUGACGGAGAAGGCGGCUCCGGUCAUGAACAUCAUCCACAGCAUCUUCAGCCUCAUCCUCAAGUUUCGGGCCCAGCUGAUCGCACAGCCCUGGGGCAGCCAGCAGGGGGAGGCAGUGCACCCCAGCUUCAUCGCCAUGCAGCAGUCGUACAACACCUUCAAGUAUUACUCGCACUUCCUUUUCAAAGUGGUGACCAAGCUGGUGAACAGAGGCUACCAGCCUCAUCUAGAGGAUUUCCUUCUUCGCAUCAACUUCAACAACUACUACAAAGACUCCUGAGGUACUUAACAUGAUACAUGUUAGAUACCGAGCCAAUGCAGCAUUGUGUACCACGAGUGUUUACAUUUUUAAAGUCCCCGAUAUGUGUUUACAAGACAGAUAAUAAAUUCAGUUCAUCUGGCCAAAUACACAUCUUCAAUCCCACCUGUUCCUUACAUUAGGGCAUGCAUUCAACAUUUAAACCAGUUUAGGUAAUCAAUGUGCAGGAUUUGACCUCCAUGUCUGUGUGCUUGAUUAAUGGCUUCACUUCUAAA